CGGCGAAGGAGAAAGGUAACCCUAGACUUUCUAUUUUCUGAUUGCGUUGUUGUCGAGAAAACUCAGCGAAAAGAUUGGUUUUUCUGCACAAUUUCCAUUUCCGAACAGCAUAAUUAAUAGAGCAGUCAGCACUUAGCGAGGAUUUGCACAAGAAGCAGCAGCAGCAGUAGCGAGGCAGAAAAUCGAAGAGACCCCGCGAUGGCCGAAGUGGAGAAACCGACGGCGGCCACGCCCCCGACCGACAUCCCCCAGGCCACGCCUCCCAUCGCAAGCGAGGUGGCCGUAACGCCCACAGCGGAUGCCGCCGGGGAUGUUGAGCCGGGCACCUCGCCCACUCAGGAACCCAACUCCAAUUCGCAUCCGCACGACUCGGAGUACGACACGGCCAGCGAUCUGGAGGGAGGAGAGGAUUACGACGACGAGGAGAGUGCCAGCGGAAGCGCAAGUGGCAGUGGAAGCGAAGAGGAGUCGGAGACCGACGACGAGGACGAGGAGGUGGGCAGCGAAUCGGAGGAUGCCGAGGGGGAGCAGGCAAUGGACCGCUCCGUCGCCGACAGCGAGGCCCAGAAGAAGGUGGACGAGGACCGUAGCAAUCCCCAGUACAUCCCCAAGCGGGGCACUUUCUACGAACACGACGACCGAACGGCGGAGAACGAGGGCGAGGUGCUGAUCGAACCGGAGAACGGUGCUGGCCAGGCACCGACGGAGCCAAAUGGCGAUCUCAACGGACUGGCGGCCGCCGGAGCAACGCCCACUGGCCAAACGCCCCAGAUCUCACAGGCCUCCAAGACCAUGCGCAAGUGGCAGCCAGCGUCGGGCGGCGAUCGCUGGUCACACGAUCGCUUUGAGGCCGCGGAUCAGGGGCCCAAAUCCCGGGCAGAGCUGUUGCAGACCUACGGCUACGAUAUAAGGAACGAGGACGCACCGCCUCGGGCCCGACGCCGCCGUCGAUAUACCCGCGGUCCGAGCAAGUACUCAAGGAACUGGGAGGACGAACAGGCCUAUCUAAAGGCCAGCAAUAAGGAGCGAAAACCGCCACGUCCACAAGACUUCCCGGCCCUCAAUGAGCGGAAGCCACGAGGGCCAAGAACAUCCUCGUCGCGCGAGGAGAAGGAGAACCGACGCUCGAUCGGUGGCGGAGCUUUGGUGGCCGAGAAGCAGCAGCCCUUGGCCAGUGGCUCGAAUCCGCACAGAUCGCAGGAGCGGGAACGCGAGCGUGAAAGGGAGCGGGAGCGGGAGCGUGAGCGGGAUCGCGAGCCCAAGAACCGCAACUUUGGGCGGAUGAACGGCGGCCCAGGACGUCAGAAUGGCAUAGAGUUCAAGAAGAACAACCGCGGACAGCAGCCACGUGAGCGUGAGAGGGGACCCGACCAACUGGACAAUCGCAACCAGAAGCAGACCACUCCACGCUCCAACCAGCAACAGCCGCAGCAGCAGCAGCAGCAGCAGCCUCAGCACCUGCAGCAGCCACAGCAGCAGCGACAGCCGCCCCAGCAACAACAGACCGCGCAGACGCCGCUCUCCACGACCAACCUGUCGCAACGCCUGCAGCAGGUGCAGCAGCGCAACGAUCCCAGCCAUGUGGGCAGUGUCCAGAUGCACUCGCUGGCCAGCCAGAGUCAGGCGCCACAACAGCACCAGGAGCAACGAAACGCGCCCAAGCGCUACUCCAGCUUACGACGUUCCCAGCAGGAGGCCUCCCAACACCUGGCGGAUCAGCAGCAGGCCCGCUAUCCCCAGCAACAGUCUAGUCUGGAACAGCAAAUCGGAUUGUGUCACCAGCAACAACAACAGCCGCAGCAAUCGCAGAUCAUGAUCCAGGACCCACACAUGCUGAUGCAGAUUGCCUACCAACAGCAGGAGCUGCAGGCACAGCUACAGACCAUGCAACUGGGACCCACUGCAGCAGGAGCAGUGCCAGCGCCACCAAAACCACAUGCCCCGUCGGCCGCCGCAUAUCCACAGGCCCAGGCGGCACCGUAUUACGUGACCGGGACGGAGCCAGUGCCCGUGGCGGUGCCCCAGGCACCCUACGUAAAUUCGGCCAGUGCCGCCUAUUUGCCUCCCACUCCAGCUGCCGUGGCCUACGCCCAGGCAGCGCCUUCGGUGGUGCCGCAACCCACACCGCCGCCCGCCCAGGCUCCGCCCGCAGCGCAGCCCGCCCAGCCGUAUCAGAACUACAACACGGUGGGCGGCACCACCUACUUUGUGCCGCCGGCCCAAACCGCCAGCCGACCAGCUGCCCUGCCCCAGCGUCGUCCCACGAACGCCAUCCCCAUCCUGCCGCCCUCCGAGAAGCACAAGGGCAAGGGCGGGGCCAAGGAGGAGGGCAUAUCGGACAACAUCGAUCACAUCAUCGACAACAUGUUUGUGCAGCGACCUUCGGCCUUCCAGGCCACCGGCGAGGGCGCCGCACCGGGAGGAGGAGGAUCGAAGGACGAGGCAGGGGCCACUCCACCGGCUGCCGAGCAGAACCUCCAGCCGGUGCCGGCCACUGGGCAGGAAUGAGUGCAGGCGUACGCCGGCUUGCCGCCACAGCAGCAGCAGCAGAGACGAGGUCAAAGGAUCGCUCCGCCUCCCUCCGCCGGCUACUCAAUGCUGCCGCCGCACGCUGGCUACUACCGACCUCCGCCCCCGCCACACUAGGUGAACGAACCAGCUCCAAACUCAGCUCAUCUGAUUUUUUUUUCCCCCAUUCUGUCCUCGGGUCUGCGACUCGGCGUGUUGCAUUGAAAUGUAGAAACGCAGUAAGAACCAUUUGUAAUUAGCAUUUAGCUCUCAGAUAAUCGAACUUACUAACGAAAGCUUUUCGUAUAUAGAACGAGUAUAUAUAUUAUGUAAUCCGGCGCAAGCUCCAAUUAAUUUUUACGUAGUUUCUAGGGCCAGCUGCAGCGCUCGCUUUUUAAGUCGAAAGUCAAAAAGUGUUGAACGUAUUCAAGCGGCUAGGCGCUUAGCUUAUUUAGCCGCAUUUUAGAGUUGAAACAAGAAUUACCGAGAGAAAUGUAUUUGCCUAAACUAAUCGAACAUUGAAUUUAAAUAAACGUUUAACACGAA
Messenger RNA from Drosophila elegans, 3054 nucleotides. RefSeq names its product protein CASC3 (gene btz). Gene Ontology annotation, molecular function: mRNA binding. NCBI's taxonomy places the organism in Eukaryota, Metazoa, Arthropoda, Insecta, Diptera, Drosophilidae. The transcript is spliced from 3 exons. Gene Ontology annotation, cellular component: exon-exon junction complex. Gene Ontology annotation, biological process: mRNA processing. The record is from RefSeq and is a predicted model, not a curated record. Bases 199 to 2508 code for a protein of 769 amino acids.